AUGGACCUGCGAGCGGAGCUGCUCAAGUCCAUCUGGUAUGCGUUCACCGCCCUGGACGUGGAGAAGAGCGGCAAGGUCUCCAAAUCCCAGCUCAAGGUGCUGUCCCACAACCUGUACACAGUGCUGUGCAUCCCCCACGACCCCGUAGCGCUGGAGGAGCAUUUCCGUGACGACGAUGACGGGCCGGUGUCCAGCCAGGGCUACAUGCCUUACCUCAACAAGUACAUCCUGGACAAGGUGGAGGAAGGAGCUUUUGUCAAGGAGCACUUCGAUGAGCUCUGCUGGACCCUGACAGCCAAGAAGAAUUACAAGGCUGACCGGAAUGGCAACAGUGUCGUGUCCCACCAAGAUGCCUUCAAGCUCUGGUGUCUCUUCAACUUUCUGUCUGAAGACAAAUACCCUCUGGUCAUGGUGCCAGAUGAGGUGGAAUACCUUCUGAAGAAGAUCUGCAUGGCCAUGAAUGUGGAGCUGAACUCCUGUGAGCUGGAAGAUUACCUGUGCCAGGAGCCACAGGGGCAGGGAGGGCUGACGGUCUGGCAGCUCCUGGACAUGGUGAACUCAGGGCGGUUCCUGCGGGGCAUUGAGCAGGAGGCUGUCAGCAUGGCUGUGGAGGAGGUGUACCAGGAGGUCAUCGAGGAUGUGCUCAAACAGGGCUACCUCUGGAAGAAGGGCCAGCUGAGGAGGAACUGGUCGGAGCGGUGGUUCAUGCUGAAGCCCAGUGUCUUGUCCUACUACAUGAGUGAGGAGCGGAGGGAGAAGAAGGGCAGCAUCGCCUUGGACAAGCACUGCUGCGUGGAGGUGCUGCCCGACCGCGACAGCAAGCGGUGCCUGUUCUGCGUGCGGACCCCGGCCCGCACCUACGAGAUGAGUGCCUCCGACACGCGGCAGCGCCAGGAGUGGACGCUCGCCAUCCAGACGGCCAUCCGGCUGCAGGCCGAGGGCAAGAGGUCCCUGCACAAAGACCUGAAGCAGAAGCGCCGGGAGCUGCGGGAGCAGCGGGAGCAGCGCAAGGCAGCCAAGGAGGAGGAGACACAGCGGCUCAAGCAGCUGCAGGAGGAGAAGGAGAGGAAGCUGCAGGAGCUGGAGCUGCUCAAGGAGGCCCAACGGCAGGCAGAGAUACUCCUGCAGGAGGAGGAGCAGCAGCGCAGGCAGCAGCAUGAGGAGAUGCAGAGGACCCUGGAGAUCCAGCUGCGGGAGGCUGAGCAGGCUCGUGCCUCCAUGCAGGCAGAGAUGGUCCUGAAGGAAGCAGAGGCUGAGCGGCAGCGCAGGCGCAUCCUGGAGCUGGAGGCCAUGCAGCAGCGGCUGCAGGAGGCCCUGCAGCAGGAGGUGAAGGCACGGCAGGACGAGGAGGCCGUGAGAUAUGCCCAGGCGAGGCUACUGGCUGAGGAAGAGGAGAAGCUGAAGCAGCUGAUGAAGCUGAAGGAGGAGCAAGAGGAAUAUAUCAUCAAAACUCAGCAGGAGAAGCAAGUCCUCAAGCAGGAGAUGGAGAACAAGAACAAGUGUCUGGAAGAGGCACAGAAGCAGCUGGAAGAAGUGAGAGUGAACAGGCAGAGGGUGGACCAAGAUGUCAUGGCAGCCCAGCGGAAGCUGCGCCAGGCCAGCACCAAUGUCAAGCACUGGAACGUGCAGAUGAACCGCCUGAUGCACCCCAUCGGGCCGGGAGACAAGCGCACAGUGAGCGGAGGAGGCUUCGCUGGCUACCAGCCUCUCCUCUCCCAACAAGAUUCCUCCCUCAGACUCAAGCAGAAGGUGGAGGAUAAAGACAGCAACCCCAAGAGGGACAGCAGCAAGGAGAAUGUGAGCAAUGGUGGGGACAGCAGCGUGCCACCAUCUCCAGAUGUGGACACCAAGGCUGCAGAGCUGACUAACUAG
Molecule: messenger RNA, 1872 nt
Organism: Indicator indicator
Lineage: Eukaryota; Metazoa; Chordata; Aves; Piciformes; Indicatoridae
Gene: DEF6
Product: DEF6 guanine nucleotide exchange factor
Exons: 11
Coding region: 1-1872 (623 amino acids)
Cellular component (GO): nucleus; cytoplasm
Source: RefSeq, a predicted model, not a curated record